This is a messenger RNA of Kwoniella shivajii, 1458 nucleotides long. RefSeq lists its product as uncharacterized. The coding region runs from base 1 to 1458 and encodes 485 amino acids. The record is from RefSeq and is a predicted model, not a curated record. Lineage: Eukaryota; Fungi; Basidiomycota; Tremellomycetes; Tremellales; Cryptococcaceae. Gene Ontology annotation, cellular component: membrane. The transcript has a single exon. Gene Ontology annotation, molecular function: transmembrane transporter activity. Gene Ontology annotation, biological process: transmembrane transport.
AUGUCCUCCGACGAUUCUGACAGGGCCCUCUCUUUGGAAACCUCUGUGCCGCCUAUUCUUUCUCAGGAGUUGUCCACACAAGCUCCUCAUAUGGCGGCUCCCCCUGUAUCAGUCGAGCAUGACCCUCUUGCUUGGCCAGCAGCACAGAAAUGGAUCGUUACCGCGGCUCUGUCAAUUAGCGGUUUCAACCGUAUCAUCGUGUCGACAAUCAUGGCUCCGGCGUUACCGACGAUCGCCAGUGAGCUAGAUCUGACCAGCACGCAAUCGUUGAGUGCUCUGAGUGCAUUUGUCUUGGCUACUGCCUUCUCACCUCUACUCGCUGGACCACUAUCAGAAGUGUACGGUCGUGCACCGGUGCUUCAUAUUACCAACAUCUGGUUCUUGGCUUUCAAUAUUGCCUGUGGAUUUGUCAAUACUGGAGCUGGACUUAUUGCUAGUCGUACAUUGGCCGGUUUUGGUGCUGGAGCAAUAUAUGCAUUAGCAUCCGGAGUGCUUGGAGAUCUAUGGCCUCCAGAAAUGAGGGGUACGACAAUCUCAAUCUACCUUUUGGUGCCAUUACUGGGUGCUGCGGUCGGGCCAAUCAUUGGAGGAUAUGUAGAACAAUAUACCACUUGGAGAUGGAUCUUUUGGUCAACAUCCAUAGUUCAAGCUUUAACCGUUGGAAUAUGCUUUGUAUGUUUCCGAGAAACGCAUAGACAAACACUCGAAAGUAAAGCAAAUAAUCCGUCUUCGAAAUGGAAAAUACCCGCUUUUCCUAGACAUCUUUUAUGGAAAAGCAUUUCUGUACCUCCCAAGCAGCUUGCACUUUAUCGAUCAGUCCAACUUCAAGCGAUCUUAUCCGGAUUCGGUUACGGUAUUCUCUAUCUUCUUCUGUCAACAUACUCUUCCCUUUUCACAGAUAGAUACAAUCAAUCCGCCAGUAUCAGUGGACUUCACUAUAUCGCCAUUUGUCUAGGGGAAAUCAUUGGUUCUCAAAUAGGUGGUCGAUUAAUGGACUAUCUUGGACGAAAGGCAAAACAGAUGGCUCGAAGUGAUCGAUUCGAGCCUGAAUAUCAUUUACCUAUUAUUUUCCCUGGUGCUGUUGCUGCAGCAAUUGGCUUUUUGCUUUACGGAUGGGCUGCAGAUCGACACCUUCACUGGAUUAUUGUGGACCUCGGUGCACUCAUCCUAUCACUAGGAACUCAAAUGACCGGACAAGGUUUACAAGCAUAUAAUAUGGAUACCUACCCGGACUCAAGAGCAUCAACUUCAGCUGCUGUGCAGGUAUUCAGAAGUAUGGGCGCAUUCGCAUUACCUCUUGCUGGCCCAAAAAUGUUCGCAAGUUUAGGUUAUGGGUGGUCGAACACCUUGUUAGGACUGGUAUAUCUGGGCGGACAGGUCGGAGCUACAGCUUUUUUGUGGAAGAAAGGCAAAGGGUUGAGAGGAGUCUCGGAAUUGAUACCCCUGCAAGCCUUGUGA